This is a messenger RNA of Serinus canaria (Common canary), 1639 nucleotides long. It is a transcript of the gene RAB7A, whose product is annotated as RAB7A, member RAS oncogene family. Bases 155 to 778 code for a protein of 207 amino acids. NCBI's taxonomy places the organism in Eukaryota, Metazoa, Chordata, Aves, Passeriformes, Fringillidae. Gene Ontology annotation, molecular function: GTP binding; GTPase activity. Gene Ontology annotation, cellular component: lysosome; phagocytic vesicle; late endosome. The record is from RefSeq and is a predicted model, not a curated record. Gene Ontology annotation, biological process: phagosome-lysosome fusion; endosome to lysosome transport. The transcript is spliced from 6 exons.
GUGGGCGGCGCGCGGUGACGCCGGGCCCCGUGAGCGGAAGUUGUCGGGGAGGCGGAAGCGAGCGCGGGAGGCGGCGGGGCCCAUUAAAGCCGACGAGGCGGGCGGGGGGCGCAGCGAUCGGGUUUGGGCCGCGGCGGCAGUACCAGUGUGAAAGAUGACUUCUAGGAAGAAAGUGUUACUGAAAGUCAUCAUCCUUGGAGACUCUGGGGUGGGAAAGACAUCGCUCAUGAACCAGUAUGUGAACAAGAAAUUCAGUAACCAGUACAAGGCUACGAUAGGUGCAGACUUCCUGACAAAAGAGGUGAUGGUGGAUGACAGGCUAGUGACAAUGCAGAUAUGGGAUACAGCAGGCCAAGAACGAUUUCAGUCUCUGGGAGUUGCCUUCUACAGGGGAGCAGAUUGUUGUGUGCUGGUAUUCGAUGUCACGGCUCCCAACACGUUCAAAACCCUAGACAGCUGGAGGGAUGAAUUCCUCAUUCAGGCCAGUCCAAGGGAUCCUGAGAAUUUUCCUUUUGUUGUGCUGGGAAACAAGAUUGACCUAGAAAACAGACAAGUCACCACAAAACGGGCACAAGCCUGGUGCUACAGUAAAAACAACAUCCCCUACUUUGAAACCAGUGCCAAGGAGGCCAUUAACGUGGAACAGGCUUUCCAGACGAUUGCACGAAAUGCACUUAAACAGGAAACCGAAGUGGAACUUUACAAUGAAUUCCCUGAACCCAUCAAACUAGACAAGACUGACCGAGCGAAGGCUUCUGCGGAGAGCUGCAGCUGCUGAGGGGAGUGGGAGGGGUUGAGCACAGUCCUUCACAAACAAAUAUCACACUUAGGCCUUCAAACACACAGCCCCUCUUCUGUGUUUAAAAUGAAAUUACAAAAAAAAAAAAAAAAUUGCAUCUCCAGCUGCCAAAAUCCACCCAUCUCUCAUGAGCAUCUGAGUCCUGUGCUUCAGAGCUCAGGUCCCCACACCAUCCACAUCACACUUCAUGGUAACAGACCUUUCUCUUAGUUUAAAAUGGAAACUGUUAUGUAUGUUUGGAACUGAAUCUAAUUCCAGGUGUCCAAUGGAGAGAAACUGUUUACAGGUAAUCUGUGUAACAAGUUACAUACAUUUUUAACUGUCUCGUGUUUUCCCCUGUGAAGGCUGCAAUUGGAAAGGCUGAUUACCCAUAGUUCAUUGCAAGCUCAGCACUCAGUCAGACUAGGUUGAGUUUUGUAUGUAUCUCUGUUAAUGCUUGUUACUUUUAACUAAUCAGAUCUUUUUACAGUAUCCAUGUAUUAUGUAAUGCUUCUUUAGGAAAAAUCUUAUAGUACAUGUUAAUAUAUGCAACCAAUUAAAAAUGUAUAAAUUAGUGUAAAAUUCCUGAAUUACAUGUUCAAGUACUGAAACACAGGUUGUGUAGAAAGUGAGGAGGACACUUGUGACCUGCGGCGUGCUAGCAACACAGAGUCCAGAUAGAGGCAGUAUUCUGUACAGUAGAGAUGAACUAUGUAAGCCUUCUUGUUUUGAGGCCAAAAAGGCUUCAUCUUCUGGAAAAAUCUGUCUGGCUUCCUUGUAUCUAAAUUCUCAGAUUUGCAUAACAGCAUUGAUAUGCACACUGGAUUAUUGGAUUUAAAAUUAAAUACAGCUAUGAAAUGA